This is a messenger RNA of Nicrophorus vespilloides, 504 nucleotides long. Its product is annotated as developmentally-regulated GTP-binding protein 2-like. Gene Ontology annotation, molecular function: GTPase activity; GTP binding. The transcript has 5 exons. Gene Ontology annotation, cellular component: cytoplasm. The record is from RefSeq and is a predicted model, not a curated record. NCBI's taxonomy places the organism in Eukaryota, Metazoa, Arthropoda, Insecta, Coleoptera, Silphidae. The coding region runs from base 1 to 504 and encodes 167 amino acids. Gene Ontology annotation, biological process: cytoplasmic translation.
AUGACCACUCCAGAGUACUGGGACUAUGGACAUGAUGAGGAGGAGGUCACGAGGGUAGUAAAUUCAUCGGAUGAAAAGAAUAGUGAAAAAGAACACACACAAAUGAUGGAAGAGAGCUUCACAAUGGGGCUUUUAUAUUGUCUAGAAACAAUAAUACAAAACAAAAAGAGACUGGAGCCUUCAAAGAAAUCUGAGAAGGGUGAGGGUUUUGAUGUGUUAAAGAGUGGCGAUGCUAGAGUUGCCUUGAUAGGUUUUCCUUCUGUGGAAAAAUCGACUUUGUUAUCUACUUUAACUAAAACUGAGAGUGAGGCAGCCUCAUAUGAGUUCACAACAUUGACCUGCAUUCCAGGUGUUAUUGAGUAUAAUGGUGCUAAUAUUCAAUUGUUAGAUUUGCCUGGUAUCAUUGAAGGAGCUUCCCAAGGAAAAGGAAGAGGUAGACAAGUAAUUGCUGUGGCUAGAACUGCUGAUUUUCAACAAAUUUUCAUUUUAUUAAUCUUCAUUUAA